AUGAAAAUUGGAUUGUUUUUUUUAUACAUAAGUUAUAUAAUCUGCAAGUAAUGUCCUCAAAUUCUAUCAUAUUUCAGUCUAAUCUAUGACGAUGGAUAUAUUCCUAAUAUAUUCUUACAAAUACCCUAAACAAAUAUUAUGGUAAUAUGUACGAGUAGUAUAAGUACCUAAAAUAAGGGAUAAAGUCAAUUGUAUUUUGCCGAUCUUAGGUCUCCUUCUCGAAGUAUAAUUAAUCAAGUUAGAGCUGAAUAUACUAUUAGUGGAAUGGAAUACAUUGAAUACUCAAACUAAAUUCUGAUUUUAAGCUCUGGUAAAAUCAUGAUUGUCAAUCCUAUUUCGUUUUAGUCUAUUCGCUUUCUUGACAUAAAUAACAUUCAAUCUAUUUUAAUGAUAUCUAAGACAAAAUAUGGUCUGCUUUUGAAUUUAGUCAAUAGGAUUUACUUAUUUGAUACACAAACAGCUCAAAUUUUAAAAACUCUUGAUUAUUUAAACGAUUAUAGAAUUAGGAAUAAAUAACAAUUCUAUUUUAAAAUGUAUGAUUUUAAAUGCUCAAAAAAUAAGAUAAUUAUUACUAGUACUGAAAUUGGAUUAACUGCAUCAAGUAUAGAUGUAAAUACCUUAGAGCUUAAAUAUCUUGGCAUCAUCGAUUAUACAUAAUAAUAUUCUGAUGGUGGAAAUUAUAGAGUAUUUGAUAAAUAUCCAGAUGACGAUGUAAUAUUUAUUGGUGGUCGAUAUCUAUAAUUGAUAGGAGUAUAAAUAUUAAAUUUUGAAACUGGUUAGUAUGUACAAAAGUUCAACAUAUAUCUAUAUGAAUACUAUCCUGACUACUAUGUUUAAAAUUUAAUAUUUACAUAUACAAACGGUAAGCCAGUAAUUUAUGUAGGGACUCCAUAUUUUCUUUAUUAUGUAGAUAUUAAAAUUGGUAAAGAUUUGGACAUGUAGCCUGAUGCUUACUGUAAAUAUAUCUAUGAAUAACAAACAUUUUCAUGGUAUAAAUUAGAAGGAACAUCUCAGAUAUAUAUGGGAGAAAUAUAUUUUGUACACAUAUUCGACUAUAACUCUGACACUUUUUACUCAUAAUUGUAUAUGAUAAAUGACUACUUCUCUAGAAGAUUUGUUUAUGAAGAUACUGAUCAAACAUUUAUAUUAUUUUAUUGGACCAAAAAUUUAUAUUAUUCUAAAAUCGAAACUUUAUAAGACUUAUAUCACAUAUAAACAAAUAAAUUUACUUAUGGUUUCUAUGUAAAUUAUAACAGUUUCUACAGAGUAAAAGGAUGUGAAUUAUGUCUUUUUGCUAAACUAAGAGACACUGCAGAUUAUGUUAGUACAACCUUAAUUUUACCAAUGGACUCUAGAGAUAAUACUCAGCCUAUUCAAACAAAUAACUUUAAUUUUACUUGGGAUAUAGUAGGACUUACGCUUGAUCCCUUUUGGCAUGUAAACUCAACAUGGUUUGUUUUAUCUUUUCCAGAUAAAUCUAAGCUGAGUUAAUAAAUAGAUGGUUUGUUUUAUUUAAUAAACGCAUAAAAUACAUCUUAAUUUUAUACUCUAACUUCACCUUAUUAGUCAGAUAAUUUAUAAAACACUAUGUACGCAGUAGCAUCAUUAGAAGAUGUAAGUAAUCCAGAAGUUAUUGGAAUUGAUGAAUAAGGGAAAAUAUAUGUAUGGGAUUUAAAUUCCCCUACUUACGAGUUUAAAUACAGUCUUCAGUUAAGGAACUGUCUUUAGGCUUAAAUAGCAGAAACUUUUUAUUACAACACAGUAAAAAAAUUAAUAAUAAUUUGUGGUGAUCGUUCUGUUUAUAGUUUUGAUCUCAAAACUUAAAAUUAAUAGUAUUUAAUUAGUCUAGUUUCUAUUCCAAUAUCAUUAAGGGCAUUUUCAAGUAUAUCUGUUAUAGCAGUUCCUGAUAUGGUUGCAAGUAUUACUUAUCUCUAUAAGUAUAAUUCUCAAUCUGGUGAAUUUGAUUUUUUAAUUUCUAUUUACUAAAGUUAAUAAAAAUUUGAUAUUUAUCAUAUUGAAUUACUCAAAGAUAAUACUUUAUGGAUCUAAUAUAAGUAUAAUUUUAUAUUUUAUCCUCUCCAGGAUUGCUUAGAUGAUCCUUCUUUUUGUACGAGUUGUCAAACAACAUUUUAUUUCGAUAUAACUAAUCAGUAAGAAUCAAUUACUGCAACUUAUGGUUAAGGAACAGAGCUUGUUCCUUUUACAAGUUCAAAUAGCUACAUUGAAGCCUUAUUAAUUGCUUCUCAUUAUAAAGAUAUUGUUUUUAACUUGACUAAUCUUGAAAUAAAUAUUAUUUUAGAUCCACGCAAUACUAUUUAUUUAAAUACAUAAUUUUUUGAUAUUUCGUUUUAGAAUUUAGUAACAUUAAAUAUAAAAAGUAAAUCCAACGAGUUAGCUUAAAUUUAGUAUGAUAGUUUGAUGUAGUUUAAUAACUAUUAAGAAAUUAAUUUUGAGAAUAUAUUAGUAAGCUUUAUGAAGUAAUCUUGUGGACUUUAGUUCUAAAACGUGAUUAAUUCAGUAAAUAUACUGAAUGUGUAGUUAAAAUCUCAAUACGAUUCUUCAAUUAGUUGUUAAUAAAUUAUAGCAGACAAUUCUUUUAUAUAAAUUUUAAAUUAUACUUUAGAUGAUUAAAACUUUAAAAAUAAUAAGUUUUUCAUAUCUACAAUCAAUACAGAUAAAGUAAGUAUUUCAAAUUUAACUAUCAGCAAUUCUAAUUUUGGGGAAUAGUUCAGUAUUUUAUAUCAGUAAACAGAUGUUCAAGCUUUUAUAUCAAAUUUAGUUUUACAAAAUAAUUAUUGUUAGAUUAAGACAAAUAGUUAAAAUACUGUUCCUUUAUUUACUGCAGGUCAUUUUAAAGUCUCUAAUGUCCAAAUUUAAAAUAAUACAUUUUGCUAUAAUGAUAUAUUUUAAACAAUUACUUCAUUCAGCCAUCCUCCUUAAACCUUUACUUUUAAAGAAAUACAAGUAUCAAAUAAUACAUUUUAUACAUAAACUAAUUACCUUUUUUUCAAUUCCCUCUAUUCUAUCUUGUCAUAACCAAGCCACUAACUGAUAGUUUAAGAUGCAAGAUUUUUUAAUAAUUCACUAUAAAUUAAAUCUAGCUCUGACUUAAAUAUUGCUUCGUUUUUUUAAACAAAUAAAAUUUAAAAUAUAAUAAUGAGUAGUGUAAGCUUAUUAACUCACUAUAAUAUAUCUUUAGGAACAUUUGAAUACUCUAAUUUGGUCAAUAUCACACAGUUUAAUUGCUCAAACUAGCAAAACUCCAAUAAAAAUUUUCUAAGCUACGCUACAGAAGGAUGCAUUCAUAUUAACGAAGCUAUUAGUGUGGUUAUAAAUAAUAUUAAUUUAAAUAAUAAGAUUAUAUAAGACAAUUCUUUAAUAGUAAUUAAUAAUAAUAAUUAUAAACAGUUAUAAUUGUCCAUUACGAUGGGAUUAUUUUAAAAUUUAUUAUUAAGCUAAACAUAACUCAAUUCCUAUGUCAAUCCAAUCCACAUAUAAAGCAGCUAUAAAGCAGAUAUUUAAAUAUCUAACUUGACAUUUUAAAACAGUUAAUUAAAUAGUAUAGAGUAUUCACUUACAUAUUCUACAACUGGUAUAUGGAUAGAAAAUCUAGUAGGAAUAGUCAAUUUAUAUAAUGUAACAUAUGAAAAUAAUUUUAGUAAUUCAAAAUACAACAGUCUGUAUAUCUAAAGUGAUACUCUUUAAAUAGUAAAUAGUACCUUUGCUAAAUCUUCUUUUAACAAAACAAAAAGUAAUUAAAUAAUAAAUUAAUUUAACUAAUAUGGAGGUAUGGUAAAUGUUGUUGUAAACUAGUUAUAGGUGUUAAAUUCUAAUUUUAGUUAAUCUGUAGCAUAAAAGGGUUCUUUUUUCUAUAUUUCGUCUUUUGGAAAAAGCUUGAAAGUUUUAUUUUCAAACAGUUCAUUUUCUGAGGGUUAUGGUUUCCUUGAUGGAGGAGCUAUUUCAGUAGAUUCAUAAGGAAAUUUAUUUAAUCUUACAUUCCUUUAAUGUUAUUUUGAUAAUAUUUAUACAUUCACUCCAUAAGCUUCCUCUGUUAGUAUUGAGUAUUAUUCUUAAAAAGGAAGCAAUUCUUAAAUCUAAAUAUUUGGAGGUUCUAUUACGAACAUAAAUGGAAUAUAAGAUAACUAUUUUAUAAUUGCUUAAUAUAUAAAAGUAAAUAUUUCAAAUGUUUCUUCUAUAACAUAAGGUUACUUCACAUCACAAUCGCUAUAUUAUGAAUUGUAUUAAAAAACUUCUUAAUCUUAACAAGCAACUUUGUUGAGCAGUGAAAACUCUUAAAUUUAAGUUGAGAGUACGAAUAUUUCAAAUUUAAGUCUAAAUAAUUAAAAUUCAAAAAUACCAUUACUCAUAAUUUCUCAAAAUUCAAAUAUUGUAUUAAAAAAUACAAAUAUAAGUAAUUGCUAAUUUGAAAAAAGUCUAAUUUAACUUCAGUUGGGACAAAUUUAAAUAUAAAACUCAACAUUUAAUAACAUAAGAUAAAUUGCUAAAUAAAGAAAUAUAUAAUAAAUAAAAGAAGUAAAUCCAUCAGAUAUUAAUUACUCUAUUAUUUUGGCCAAUAAUAGUACAGUUUUAGUCUAAAAUAAUUCUAUCUUUUCUAAUAUAAAUUGUAUUAACUGUAAUGGAGGAGCAUUCUUUGUUGAAAAUGGAAACUUAAACAUAUAAGACUCUGUUUUUAAAUAAAUAUAAUCUAGCUUUGGAGGUGCAUUCUUUAUAAAUGGAUUGCUUGGAACAAAUUUAAUCAAAAAUUCUCAUUUUGAGGAUUUGUUUGCAACUUAUAAUGGAGGUGCAUUAAAUAUCUUGCUAUAAACUUCUUAGAUAUUUAGCUUAAAUAUUGUAUCUUCAGUAUUUAUCUAAAAUUAGUCAAUUAAUGGAAGAGGUGGUUCAAUAUUUGUUUUCUCAACAACCAUUAAUCCUUAGUCACAAAUAAUUGGUAUUUCAGAAACAAAUUUUAUUUAAAAUAAGGCGUAAAUUGGAGGAGCUUUAUUCAAGUAAGGAAUUUCUCCAUUAUUGAUAGACUGUAAAUUUGAGGGUAAUUAAGGAUAUAUUUUUGGUGACGAUUCAUUUUCAUAUGCCACUAAAUUAAAUCUAGUAAAUGCUUAGGAAUUUUUAAAUAAGCAUCAUGGAAUCUUUGAUAGUGGUGAUUUAGUUAUACAUAGUUUUAGAAGUGGUGGUACUCUUACUGAUCUUAAGUUUUAGUUAAUGAAUGAUUAAAAUGAAAUAAUCUAUCCUCUUACUUAGAAUGAAAAGGAAAUGUUCAGUGUAUAAGUGAAAAUUGAUUUGUCGACACAAAAUUACAAUAGUUACUAAAUAAGAGGAAAUUAAUAUAUUUACUAUGAUUAAUUGCAAAAAGUUUUUCGGUUUGAUUAGCUUACAGUUGUUGGAACUCCUGGAUCAUCUACAACUAUUCAAUUUUUUUCAAAUCAGAUUUAUAAUCUCGAUGCAGCUUCUAAUCAAUAUUCAUAAAACUACACUUUUAAUAUAAAAAUAAAUUUUAGGUAAUGCAUUUCAGGUGAACAAAUAAAGUCAUAUAAUACUCUAACUGAGUGCGAUAUAUGUCAGAAAGGAUAAUACUCAUUUCAUGUUUAGCAAUGUUAAGAUUGUCCUACUGGAGCUAUUUGCUCAGGAGGAGAUAAUAUAGUUACUAAGUUAGGUUAUUGGAGAAAAACUGUUGAUAGUAGUCUGAUAAUUUAAUGUGAGAACUAGUAAGCUAACUGUCCUGGUGGUAUUUAUGGAAAUUUUGUUUGCUAUGAAGGACACAUUGGAGCACUGUGUGAAGAAUGUGAUUUAUAUGGAAGUGUUUGGGGGAAAUCUUAUUCGGUUUCUAGUAAAUACUCUUGUGUAGAGUGUGAUUAAGUCAAAUAUAAUUUAUAUGGAUUGCUAGGUCUAACUAUUUGGACACUAUUUUCAAUGUCCAUUUCUAUUUAGUCAAAUAUUGUUAAUAUAAAAUAGCAAACAGCAAAAGAUAUAUUAAUUAGAGCCUUUUCUAAAGGAGUUAGUUAUCAAAAUAACAAAAAUAGAUAGUCUUCUAUAUUAUUUACAAAAAAUGAAAACGAAAAUACAAUAUUUAAACAAACCACAUCAUAAGUAAGCAAGAAAAGUUUAAUGAGAAUGUUUUAUGAUAGAAAGAAAAAGUCUUAAUAUUAAGAAUCUAAGCAAAGUGUUUUUAUUAAAAUUUUAACUAAUUAUUUUCAAAUAAUCUGCUCAAUAGCAACAUUCAACCUUAAAGUGCCUUAAGGUUUCAUGGUAUUUUCUUUAUCUAUAGGAUAGCCAAUUAAAUAUACUUUGAGUUCUUUAGGCUGCUUGUUAGUAAAAUUAGAUACAAGUAUACCGAUUAUAUUUGUGAAUUUGAUUUUUUCUCAUAUUACUAUAAUUGCUUAUUUUAUGAUAUUUCUAUUAGGAUUAAUAUUUUAGAAGUCAAUUUAAAAUAUUAAAUAACCAUUUCCCACUUACAAAUUGGUAACAGCAGCAAUGUUUUUAAUAAUCUACUUUUAACCUGAUUUAAUUUAAUAAAUAAUAUCUUUGAUGUCUUGUAGAACUAUAGGCGAUACAAGCUACAUACUGUCAAACGUUGCUUAUGAAUGCUAUACUAAAUAACAUAUUCGUUAUCUAUUAAUGAUAUUGUUACCAUUUUUUAUACUUUGGAUUUUAAUAUUUCCAAUUUUAUUCUAUGUGUUAUUAAGAAAAAAUAAAUAAUAAUUAGAUGAUCCAUAAGUUAAACUUAAGUAUGGAUUCCUUUAUCAUGAAUACAAGUAAAAGGCUUAUUAUUGGGAGCUUUUGAAAAUGGCUUAGAAAAUAAUCAUAAUAUUAUUAUUGAACUUUUAUUCAUAACUAAUUAUAGUUAAAGGACUUCUCGUUUUUAUUGUUAUUGCAAUAUAGGGAAUAAUAUCUUAAAAAAUUAAGCCAUUUUAAGAGGAUGAAAUAAAUAAAAUUGAUGUUAUAUCUACUUAAAUAUGUGGAUUUACAAUAUUGCUUGGAGUAUUCUCAUAUUAAAAUCCUUUUAGCUACUUUUACUAUUGCUCUUUAGUUUUGAUAGCUGUUAUAAAUAUAUCUUUUAUAGUAUUUUUAAUCUACAAAAUUUUGAGCAAUUACAUUAGUUAACUAAAGAGAUUAAUAGUGAAUUUUGUAGAUUAUGCUUCAGAAAAAAUCAAAUUUGUACCAUUUUAAUUUAAUAAAAAAAAGAAAAAAAGAAUAUUGAAUCCAAUAAUCAAAGCUAAAGUGUAGAAAUCAUUUUAAAAUUAUUUAAAUUUAAGCUAAAAGUAAAAAAUGGAAUUUUAUAUGAACAUCUUUGAACAUGGACUAAAAUCAAAGUUUUAGGAGAGGAAUGAGAAAAACUUUAAUUCUACAGCUUUUAGAAAAAUUGAAAUAGAAAUGUCAUAAAAAACUAACUAGCAAUAGAUACAAAGUUUUUUAACAUUAGAUCCUGAAAGCAAUACAGAGUCUCUAGUAAAUAAUGUGAAGAUGAAUUGCUUCUAAACAUUAAAUAAUUGCAGCGGCUACAACAAAUCAACUUCAAAUAUUCUAUAAACAUAAAGCUAAGAAUAAUUUUUUAGAUCUCCUUUAAUACUAAGUAAUAAGAUAAAUAAAUCUACAAUAAAAUUUGAAGAUAUUAAAGAAAUAUGA
This is a messenger RNA of Tetrahymena thermophila SB210, 7638 nucleotides long. Its product is annotated as transmembrane protein, putative. Lineage: Eukaryota; Ciliophora; Oligohymenophorea; Hymenostomatida; Tetrahymenidae. The transcript is spliced from 17 exons. The record is from RefSeq and is a predicted model, not a curated record.